Molecule: messenger RNA, 1489 nt
Organism: Trichobilharzia szidati
Lineage: Eukaryota; Metazoa; Platyhelminthes; Trematoda; Strigeidida; Schistosomatidae
Source: the annotation of a GenBank genome assembly
UAACAAAGGCGUUCUCUUUCACAUCCAUUGACGGAGAAGCAUCAAUUCAGCUGUAUUCAUGUCUCAUGACACCAAAGAAUUAAUCUUCUAUGACACACCUCAUGAUCUAGUCUACUUCUGCGAUCGCCUCACAUCUAAUUCUACCCGACUGUACAGAGCACACUGCAUUAUUACAAAAAUUCUUGGAGGGUGGUCAGCAUAUCUUCUACCACUCAUUUGUGGCCUCGGACUAACGAUGCACACAGCUGUUAUCGCUAUCAUUUUCACAAAUUUGAAAUGCAUGCCACGUCAGUUGAUCUACACAGGAUGUUUGAGCUGUUCGAAUGUCAUCACCAAUAUCCUAUUCGCUUGGUUGUGGUUAUUUCCAGCAAAGGGUUUACCGUUUGCCACGAAAGGGCGGAUAUACUACUUCAUAUCGAAUGCUUCAAGAUUAGCCUGUCGUCUGUUCCGAUUCAACUACUCACUGAGUACAACGUUUACAAGUAAUUUAAUAUUAUGCUCAGCUAUUGACCGUUGUCUGAGUAUAUUUUAUCCAGUAAGUUUUUCACGGUGGAAAAAACGUCACGCCUGGUAUGUUUGCUUAAUUGUCUUUGUCGUCAGUGGCAUUAUGAUGUUACCGUUUCUUAUCAUAAUCGACUGGAUACAAAUUGGCCGCUUUCAUAUUUGCUGGUUGGAUGAGAGUGAAUUUCAUCUUCAAGUAUAUCAUACAAUAUUUGCGAACUUAGGCUUAGUGCAGAGUACUUUGAUUGUUAUUGUCAAUGUGGCGUUUAUAACACGGCUUCGUAUACAAUUCAAGAAGACAGGUGGCGGUGGUUUAGCAUAUAACAAAAAAGAAUUGAAGCACAUUACAAUUUCCAUUAUCCUCUUGGCAUUUUCAAUGUCUUAUGUGUUGACCGCUUUACCACAGACUACAGUUUAUCUAUUGGCAUUCCUAUGGUCACAUUCGAGAGUAGACACGACAGCAGAAAAUGAGGUAAGUGUCAGAAUGAUGUACAAUUUGGCAGAUAUAGGAUGGAAUAUUCAUUUUUUACGAGAAUUAGUCGAUUUGUUCAUGUAUUUCGUUUAUCUGAAGCCAUUGCGUCGUGCAUUAAUACUUAAAAUUAAACAGUAUAUCAAAACAAUCACUCACUAUGAUUCAAACUCGUCUGAGCCAUCAAUGGCAAGGUAGUUAUUAUACCUAUUGAAUAUUUAUUGUUGAUUGUACAUGGCUUUUAGUCACGGUGGUUUAAGCAUCCCCUUAGUGAUUUAUUUUUCAGUUUUUUCGUACUUAAACACACUUCUUUUAUCUUUCUUAUUUAAUAUAUAUUCUGUGGUUCAGUAACGUUAUUUUGACAAUUUGUAUUUACUGCUCUAUUAAGAAUCAUUUUGAACUAUUUUUGUCUCUACUAUUAUUUCAUAUAAGCAGAAAGCAUUUUAAUCACAGUUAAUUAUAUAAGUCAUCUACUACUUUAUUUAGAAAUAUUUAUAUCACUAAAUAAACAUUCUGAAU